Molecule: messenger RNA, 1749 nt
Organism: Calidris pugnax (ruff)
Lineage: Eukaryota; Metazoa; Chordata; Aves; Charadriiformes; Scolopacidae
Product: adipocyte plasma membrane-associated protein-like
Exons: 9
Coding region: 26-1156 (376 amino acids)
Biological process (GO): biosynthetic process
Molecular function (GO): strictosidine synthase activity
Source: RefSeq, a predicted model, not a curated record
GGCGGGAGCCGCCCGCCGCGACGCCAUGUUCCCAUCGUGGGGGUUUCCAGCUGCAGUCCUUACAACUUUUGCAAGCAUUUACUUUUUACCAUCUCCCAUUGAUCCAGAGCCAUUCAUUUUUGAAAAGCCACCUCCUGCCUUAGUUGGAUCAUUGCAAGUGAAUAACAAGCUUCAGAGUGGACAAAGAAUUUUCACAGGACAACUGAAAGGCCCCGAGUCUUUUACUGUUGAUGAUGAAGGUAAUAUCUACACUGGUACUGUGGAUGGGAAACUGUGGAGGAUCAGUGGUGACCAGCUGCAUUUCCUUACUCAGAUGGGGCAGGAUAUGCCGGAAUGUGGAACUCCAGACUAUGAACCAGUAUGUGGCCGGCCUCACGGAGUCCGAAUGGAUCAGGCUGGUAACUUGAUUGUGGUGGAUUCUUAUUUAGGCCUGUACAAAGUCAACCCAAGGACAGGAGAGAAAACCCUCCUGCUAUCGAGUGAAAAAGGUGUGGAUGGGCUGCCUUUCAAAUUCCUAAAUGGAUUAGAAAUAUCAAAGAAAAAUUUGAUUUAUUUUACGGAUUCAAGUAGCAAGUGGGAAAGACGACAUCACAAAUAUGAGGUAAUUGAAACAAACCGCCUCGGUCGCCUGUUGGCCUAUGACCCUGUGACCAGCAGAGGAAGAGCAGUGCUCGGGGGCUUGUACAUGGCAAAUGGGAUUGCGCUGUCUCCCGAGGAAGACUACGUGUUAAUAGCAGAAACCAGCAUAUGCAGAAUCAUACGCUAUUGGUUGAGUGGAGCUAAUGCAGGAAAAAAAGAAGUUUUUAUGGACAACCUGCCUGGGUAUCCGGACAACAUCAGAUUAUCAAACACAGGCUUAUACCGAGUUGGAAUAUCUACUACGCGCUUUCCUAGUUUCUUUUCUCCUUUUCUGGAUGUUUUAGGACCGUAUCCAUUCCUGAAGAGAUUUAUUGCAAAGGUGACUCCUUUAUCGUUCUACAGCAUUUUUCUUCACAAACAUGGCUUGUUCUUAGAAAUUAACAGCAAAGGAGACAUUGUGGCAAGCUUCCACGACCCCGACGGUAGCGUCACUUGGGCUGUCAGUGACGUGUUUGAGCAUGAUGGGAAGGUGUAUCUAGGCAAUACAGAGCUGCCUUUUCUCGUGGUGCUACAGUAAACUUCAUUUUUCAUAAGCUGGAGCAUGAAAAGAAAGAUAGCAGCAUUGUUUCAAGCAGCUGUUAAAUAUUUUUCUCUACUUAAUGGAAGACUGCUGCAUCACUGAAGGAAGAAGUGAAACUGAUGCCAUGUGGUUAAGCAGAAAUGAAAAUACAACGCAGAAAUACUUGUUUCAGAAACUUGUGAAAGCCUUGGACUUAAAUAGGUUAAAGGUACAAAAUCACCUCACUCUAUAGUUCAGAAAAUAGUCGUGUAUAUAUUUUUAAGCAGUUGCUCAUCCAAGGAAUUAAACUCUGUAACAGCAACUGAGGUGAAUAAGUAGCACAUACUCACUGUUGCUCACAGUUCCCAUUUUGGAAAAAGCCUUAUGUAGGAUUUUAUUCUUCCUCUUUCCCAGAGGCAGAACACACUGCUUUUAAUUAUGAAUAGCAGUUUCUGCGCUUUUUUGUUGAAGUUUUCCAUCUAUUCAACAUCAGUUUCCAAGGAAAUACGAGCAAGUUCAGCUUGCAUUUAAGUUUGUUCUCUCACCUGAGUGUUUCUUCCUGGUGCAGUCACAUGUUGUCUUGCCAGACACUGUACGUAAGGUUCCCUGUG